Messenger RNA from Emiliania huxleyi CCMP1516, 1467 nucleotides. RefSeq lists its product as hypothetical. Bases 1 to 1467 code for a protein of 488 amino acids. The transcript has 3 exons. NCBI's taxonomy places the organism in Eukaryota, Haptophyta, Isochrysidales, Noelaerhabdaceae. The record is from RefSeq and is a predicted model, not a curated record.
AUGGCGCCCUUCAGCCGGCUUGUGCCGCUGGGCCUCGUGCUGCUCGCCCUAGUGGUAAUUCCGACACUACGAAACUUUCCGACAAUGAUAUCCUACGACGAGGGGCCAGCUGCCGCUCCCACGCCCGCUGGAAGCGAGCCGCUGAGUCGGGUGGCCGCUCUCCGGGCGCGGGAGCGCGAUCUUGCGACGCGACUGGGCUCGCUGAACGGAACGCUGUCGAUCGCGCGCACGCGGCUCGCCGCUGCGGCCGUGCAUACACGACACGCAGUUCCAGCUCCGGCCGACCCUGCACCAGCCACGUACCCGCUCGACGGCGCGGGUGGCCACGCGUGUGUGGGAGGCUGCGGUCGCGGCACGUGCAACGCCGACCUCGGUCGGUGCGACUGCCCGCCGUUUGCCAAGGGCGCCGGCUGCGCCGAGCCGCUCUUCCCCGCCUGCGUCGACCAGUACGGCCUCAAGCCGACGGUGGCGGCGUGCGGCAUCCACUCACAACCCGCCUUCCCGGCGACGUGCGACUGCGUGAUGCAGUGCCACGAGCUGGCGCUCGACGCGCGGCAGGAGUGCGUCGUGGCGCCCGCGCCUGGCGAGAGCAUGGCGGCGGCCGAGCGGCGCACCAAGGCGGCCAUCCCGUGGUCGCCGAUCAUCGCCAACGAGACGUGGCUGCAGCGGACGCGCGCCGACGCGGCGGCGAGCCUCGCCGACGGCCACUGCUCCGGCCGCGGCAUCCUCUCGGUCCAGCUGCCGUACCAGUUCUACCCGAAGGCGUCGGACUGCGUGCCGUCCGACCGCCGGUACAACCUCGAGGAGUGCGCCAACCAGCGCACGCCCAAGUGCCGCUGCUUUCCGGGCUUCACGGGGCCGACGUGCAGCGUGAGGAUGGACAAGUCGCCCGGGCUGCACAAGUGCUUCAACGAGUGCAGCGGCCGCGGCGCGUGCGAGCACAACUUCUGCUACUACUCGCACCGCUACUACUUCAAGCACUUCACGCAGCCGGCGCACAAGCCGCUGCGCGACGCGAUCGCGUACGUCAAGAGGACGUGGCCGUACUUUGCGCGGAGCGGCGGCGCCGACCACAUAAUCGUGAUGACCCAGGACCAGGGCAACCGGUUCGUGCGGCAGCAGGUGCCCGAGAGCCGGCCCCUCAUCAUGCUGCACCACUGGGGCGCGCCGGCGUCGGUCAAGGUCGACAGCGACGGGCAGGGCGACCACGUCGCCGGCAAGGACUUCUGCGUGCCGCCCUUCCACGGCGAGCAGGCGCGGAUGAACCGCUGGCUCCCGGCGACGCUCAACUCGGAGCACGGCGGCUGCAUGGGCAGGGACGGCAAGCCGACGGCGCGCUGCGACCUCUCUGUUCACGGGUCGCCUCUGGCACCUGUUCGGCGCACUAGCCCGUCACGCCAAGCGCUAGGGCAAUGUGCGAUGAGGAUCGAGAGCGUGGCGCAGCCACGCCAGCGUCUCCGAAGCUAA